Molecule: messenger RNA, 1677 nt
Organism: Helobdella robusta
Lineage: Eukaryota; Metazoa; Annelida; Clitellata; Rhynchobdellida; Glossiphoniidae
Exons: 3
Coding region: 1-1677 (558 amino acids)
Biological process (GO): sodium ion transmembrane transport
Cellular component (GO): membrane
Molecular function (GO): ligand-gated sodium channel activity
Source: RefSeq, a predicted model, not a curated record
AUGCUGGCCAGUGUGAAAAAGGAGAUUGCAAACUACGCAGAAAACUCCACGAUAAAAGGCAUACCGAAAAUUGUGAAGUCGAAAGAUCCUUUCAUGAAAAAACUUUGGCUGUUCUCAGUUCUGCUGUGGGCCGGGGUGCUCGCCUAUCUCUUUUACAAAAAUAUGAGUCAAUUUUUCGAUUGGCCGGUUAUGACAAAAUACGGAGAGAUGGUGGAUGGGACAAUAAAAUUCCCAGACAUAACGAUAUGCAACCUGGAUCCUUUUGCAUCCGGCUAUCUAUACGAACUGCCUGUUUACUAUUAUUUUGAAUUCAUGAAUAGAUCAAAAAACGAAUUAAUUAAUUAUUUAACUACAUAUAAAAAUACGAUAUUAUCGGACGCCUUGAUGGUUUACGACGAAUUUAAUUCUAUUUCCGGGUACAUUUUAAAUUUGCCUAAAAAACUUAGGGCGAAAAACUCGGACUGUCCGAACUUCAUAACUCGCUGCAACGUUUACUUCGGUAACAGCUGGUUCGACAACAGAAACAGCUGCUUGGAAAAUUUUGUAGCCCAUUGGAAUGAAAAUUAUCACACUUGCCACACCUUACAGGCCAGCAAACUGAGUCGUGCCAGCGCUCAAGCCAAAGGUAUACAGCUACUACUGAACGUUGGUCCUACCAAAGAAUUACAAAUUCCCUAUAAAAAUUCCUUCUCGACCUCCCAGGCGAGGGGGGUGCAGGUGAGUGUGCAUAGCCCUGGAACUCCCCCCAAUUUGCAAAGAGGGUUCAGUGUGGCUCCUGGUUCGGAAAAUAUUGUAACUAUUGUUCAGACGGAAAAGACGCGAUUGAACCAACCCCAUAACAAAUUGGGAUGCACGUACGAUAAGUUCUUGAAAACCUCGCCUAGCGAACGUUACACAAAAGAGGCGUGUAUUGACUUCUGCCGACAAGAGAAUAUCUACAGAGAGAUCGGAUGCGUCUCGCACUACUUGAACGUUCCUCAAAACUACAGAGAAACAGUAGACAUGUGCGGGAACUUCUCGUCCACCAAACGUGUAUUCGACGAAAGUUUCACGAUAAAGGAUCUAAACGACACCGUGACAACAAAUUAUUUAAAAUCCCUUGCCUAUCUCAACAAAAGCUGCAGUUACAACUGCAUGAAUCCAUGCCAUGAGACUCAGUACAGCACCUACCUAUCCAGCACCACUUGGCCACAAUUUUCAUUCCAGUUCAGUCUAUUCGACGCCUUCAUCAACCAAAUGAACUGCUCUCAAACCAACCCAAGAAUUGCCGAAAGAUACAAGAAAUACUACGACGUCUUGAAAGUUAGCUCUCAACGUAAUCUCAGUCUCUCCGAGGUUCUCAGCAACAUUUCAACAUCAGAAUUUACACAAAUUCAGGAAUCUUUCCUGACGAUAAAAUUCAUGAUAAAGGAGGACGUUCCGUAUUAUUCCAGGGACCUGGAGGCAAAUUCUUGGGAAAACAUGGUUGGAGUGACCGGGGGAAUGUUUUCCAUGUGGUUGGGCAUAUCUGCGGCUACUUUGGUUGAACUCCUUGAAUUGGUUUACAAUAUUUUGAAAAUAUAUUGCAAGAGUAAGAAGGAAGGUGAAAAUAAAAGUGUGGUCUUCGUUGUUGGUGACAAGAAGAAGGUUGGGAGUUAUCCAAUCGACAAUGAGGAGAAUUUAUACCAGAACUCGUAA